CACCCCCGAGCCGGGCGAGGCAAGUUCCGAGGCACCUGGCCUGGCUGGGUUUCGGCGGCCGCAGUCGCCUCGCGGCGGGACAGGAACGUGCCCACUCCCUCCCUCGGUCCAGGAGAGCAGGUGCUGCACGUUGAUUAAACCGAGAGUCUCCGGUCGGGGGCAGAGUUUGAAGGCGGACUCAGGCAGCAGAAGUGGCAGAGGCCUAGAGCCUUCCGUGUGGGGGACCAGGGAGGUGAAGGUGCAGCGCCCAACCGGGCGUUGAAGGAGGGACAGUAUUUGGGCGCAGGUGUGAGGAGCAGCUGCUGAGCUCUUGGACACAAUUACAGGCCUGUCUGCAGAGAUUUGGAAAAUGGCAACAAAUGAAAGUGUCAGCAUCUUUAGUUCGGCAUCCUUGGCUGUGGAGUAUGUAGAUUCACUUUUACCUGAGAAUCCUCUGCAAGAGCCAUUUAAAAAUGCUUGGAACUAUAUGUUGGACAAUUACACCAAGUUCCAGAUUGCAACGUGGGGGUCUCUUAUAGUUCAUGAAUUCAUUUAUUUCUUGUUCUGUUUACCUGGAUUCUUAUUUCAAUUUAUACCUUACAUGAAAAAGUAUAAAAUUCAAAAGGAUAAACCAGAAACAUGGGAAGGCCAAUGGAAAUGUUUUAAAGUACUUCUCUUUAAUCACUUUUGUAUCCAGCUGCCAUUGAUUUGUGGAACCUAUUAUUUUACAGAGUAUUUCAAUAUUCCUUAUGAUUGGGAAAGAAUGCCAAGAUGGUGUAUGCUGUUGGCAAGGUGCUUUGGCUGUGCCGUCAUUGAGGAUACAUGGCACUAUUUCCUGCACAGACUCCUGCACCACAAAAGAAUAUAUAAGUAUAUUCAUAAAAUUCAUCACGAGUUUCAGGCUCCAUUUGGGAUGGAAGCUGAAUAUGCACAUCCUUUGGAAACUCUGAUUCUUGGAACUGGAUUUUUCAUUGGAAUCAUACUUUUGUGUGAUCAUGUAAUUCUUCUCUGGGCGUGGGUGACCGUGCGUUUGAUGGAAACUAUUGAUGUCCACAGCGGCUACGACAUCCCCCUCAACCCCCUGCACCUCAUCCCUUUCUACGCCGGCUCACGGCACCACGACUUCCACCACAUGAACUUCGUCGGGAACUACGCGUCCACCUUUACCUGGUGGGACAGACUUUUUGGAACAGAUGCUCAGUUUAAUGCCUAUAAUGAAAAGAUGAAGAAGUUUGAGAAAAAGAUGGAAUAAAUACUCAUGUAAACCUUCCUGAAGAUACAAAUUUUCCUAAAGUGAAGCUGGCAGCUCACGCAGCUUCUGGGGAGUAUGUCUUGGCUACUAAGUGAUACAGAGAACAUUAACCACCUUUAAUUAUCUUCCUAGUGGGAACUUUUUCUACUUUACAUACAAGUUCUGUAUAUGUAGAAAUAAAUCAGUGUAUAUUGAAGUAGUGUUUUCCUGAGGAAGUCUGAAAGGCUGUGUUGGUAAGCUCACAAAAACGUUUUAAGUAAUGGAAAAAGUAUUCUGUGAUUUUCCCCCAGUGAUACUGAAGUUCACAUAGGUCUUUGGAUCUUUAGAUACAUACUGGUGAUUUCAGAAAAGUCUUAAUAGUGAUGUUGGCAUAUCUUUAACUUUAAACCUUUUUAAGAAUUUGCCUGAAGAUCAAAGAGUCGUGGAUGGAACCGCGUUGGCUGGUGCAUGAGCGGCCGGGCUGCUGCGUCAGGAGCUGCCCCCCCCCCCCCCCCCCCCCCCGGGAGCCCUGCCCGGUGCAGAGCCCGCAGCCAGGUGACCUGUCCUCUGAAGUCCUCCGUGACGCAUUUAGCACAAAGCAUUUCCUGACUAACGAGAGUGGAAUAUUUUAGUCUAAAGGUUUUUCAGGUUAUUUGAAUUUUUUAAAAAAUUAAGGAGCUUUAUUUCUGCUAUUUACCCUUUCAUUUUUGUGUAUCAAGUUUUCGUUCACCUAAAGCUGUAUCUUGAAACUCUGAACUGACUCGCUGUAUUUGCACUUUGAGCUAUUGAAAUAAAUGUGAUUUUUGUCUGAU
Messenger RNA from Lemur catta (Ring-tailed lemur), 2022 nucleotides. RefSeq names its product methylsterol monooxygenase 1 (gene MSMO1). Gene Ontology annotation, molecular function: C-4 methylsterol oxidase activity; iron ion binding. Gene Ontology annotation, biological process: sterol biosynthetic process. The coding region runs from base 350 to 1231 and encodes 293 amino acids. The record is from RefSeq and is a predicted model, not a curated record. The transcript has 7 exons. NCBI's taxonomy places the organism in Eukaryota, Metazoa, Chordata, Mammalia, Primates, Lemuridae.